AUGUCCCGACAAGCGUCGGUGCCUGGUCCCACUACGGCCCCGAUGCCGUCCACGGUGGCCACCGCGUACGGUGGAGGCGUCAGUCUGCUCGACAAGCUGGCGAGCUCCACGGUGCUCCAGGAGGCCCGAGUCUAUCCGGUAACCGUACCGGGCGCCAUUCGGCUGCCAGCGGGCAACGAUGGCCCGUUCGCCGUUACUCCUUCGACCGUCCUGACCACGGUCGUGCAGACAGACGAUUUUGUUGUCCAUCCAGGGCCAGAGGAUGUGUUACUGCUCAACACAACCACUGGACUGUACCAGCAAUCGGUGACGCUAACCGCCCGAAUGUAUCCGAUUGAGGCCACGGCGGCAAAGUCGAUCUGGGGCCUACCGACGCUGAUCUGGGCAGUACUGAUCGGAACGAUCGUGGUACUACUGCUGAUCCUAGCGACACUCUUCUUUUGCUGCUGGUUGCAGCCCCGAACCCGCAAGCUGCUCAACUCCAGCUACUACACAACGACCACGAGCACCGGGAACGCAUCACAGAGCUCAAUCGUGACGAAAUCGUGCACCGGUAGUAGCGACUCGAACCAGCUAGUGAUGCCCCUUUCGAUUGGCAUAUGCCCCCCACAGUAUAGUGCCCCUCCACCGCCCCAGCAGUCCCAGCAGCAACAGCAACAAGGUUCGCAAUCGCACCACGGUUCGAGCGGCGCCGGUGGCGGCAGUAACAGCUCGCUUCAUCAUGCCUCUCAUGGGCCGUCGGCACACCACACCUGCAACGCAUCGGCCGUCGGCAAUCAGCAGUGCAGCAUGGCAUCCGGAGGCCAGGACUAUGGCCACGUAAAGUACGGAAGCUCCCCGCAGCAGCAACAGCAGCAACACUACUCGCAGCAGCCGCAGCAGCACCAGCAGCAGUACGCGCAUCAUCAUCACGCGCAACAUCAUCAACACCAGUGCAUACACUACCAACAGCAGCAGCAACACCAGCAACAACAGUAUAAUCAACAAUUGCACCAACAACAGCACGCACAACAACACCAUGGCCACCAUGUCCAUGGGCAACAACAAUAUCCGUACAAUCAACACCAGUACUAUCAUCAUCCCGCGCAGCACCAGCAUCAGCAGCAGCAGCAGCAGCAACAGCAACAGUACCUACACUAUCAACAACAUCAGCAACAGCAUCAUCCGCAGCAACUACAGCAAAGGGAACAUCAUCACCAGCAUCACAGCCAACCGCAGCAACAGCAACAUCGGCAAUCAUCGUCUGGCCAUCAUCAGUCACCACAGAGUCAGCUCGCGCACAGUCAGCUGCACAAAUCGAUGUGGGCCAUCAACCCACUGUACGCUUCGAGUGGAGUAAUAAACGACGAUAACGAGGGCGAUACGAGCACCUCCUACCGGACACGAUCCUUGCCCUCGUGGGGCAAGAAUAGGCAGCGACCCCUCUCGAAUGCGGACGACCUGGAAGAGCUGUACGCGAAGGUGAAUUUUAGCAAAAAACGACGCAACCGUAUGCGGAACGAUGAAGCGGCCAUCAUUGCGUUAUGUCGGUCGCGCUCGCAGAACCUGGCCGCGCUGCCGCUCGCCACCGAUCAGGACGCAGUGGUGGUGUACGACGAGCGGACGGCACUGUAG
This is a messenger RNA of Anopheles cruzii, 1614 nucleotides long. RefSeq names its product G-box-binding factor-like. The record is from RefSeq and is a predicted model, not a curated record. Bases 1 to 1614 code for a protein of 537 amino acids. Lineage: Eukaryota; Metazoa; Arthropoda; Insecta; Diptera; Culicidae. The transcript has 6 exons.